GAACGCGGAAGCAGCAGUAAGGUUUCCAUGUGGGAUUAGCUCUGUGUGUUUAUGAGCCGAUACAUUUUUACCAAGAGGUUGCUACUGAGCACCGAAUACAUUGUGGGUGCCGUAGUGGUGACAAAUUGGAUUUCUUGGGCAUUUUGUGGGAGCAGUUUUAUGUGUGCAAACGACGAAGCUGCAUCAGAAAGAAAUAAAAAUCUCGUCGUCUUUUUUUUACUGCUACCAGAACUCCCAGAUCCUUCAGCGACUAUAUGGGUUUAUUACUGUUUGCAUAAAUGAAUUCAUUUUAAAUGUUACACCUGGAAAGGCUCUUUUUUCAAACGAUUUCAAAUAAGAAUAAGAAGAAUGAAUGAAAAGCUCCUAAAAGAAUCCUUUAUAAGCAACUUGAAUGGAACAAGCAUUUCAGAAAUUACAGCAGGUUUAAGCAUAUCUUCUCUGUGCUUUCUUUUUAGAGGUUUAUUGCUUGUUCUGUAUCAGGAGAAGUAUGGUCCACUAAAUUAUUCCUGGAAAUUUCACCUUUCCUUGGAUUACUUUCUUCUUGUGUUUCCGCUCAUUCUAUCCUGCACAGUAUUUUCUGACUUCCUUUAUAUUUUUCCACUAAGUUACACAGCAGCUUGCACACUUUUAUUUUACAUUAUUUACAAAAGGAGGACUAACUGUGUAAAAGGACAAUUUAUCUGUAUCUUAAAAUCCUUCCUAAAUGUACAUGUCGAAGGUGAAACUAUACCACCUGUCACAAACCUUCGUGUUUUUCUAAAUAUCCUUACUGCCAUCUCUAUCCUUGCUGUGGAUUUUCCAGUGUUCCCUCGAAGGUACGCAAAAACAGAGACUUAUGGAACAGGUGUCAUGGACCUUGGCGUGGGAGGUUUUAUUUUUGCCAAUGCAAUUGUUUCUCCAGAAGCUAAAGCAAGAGAAGCUGUAACACUCAAUAGAUUUUCAAACCUUAAGAAGCAGCUAGUGUCUGUGUGGCCCCUUUUUAUUCUGGGGUUUGGAAGGCUAAUUUCUGUCAAAGCGGCAGACUAUCACGAACAUGUAUCAGAGUAUGGUGUUCACUGGAAUUUCUUUUUUACAUUGGCAAUCGUUAGAGUAUUAGCAUCAUUCCUGCUGGCUGUCUUCCCAGCAAAAAACUCAUGGGUUUUAGCUGCAACCUUUGUUUUUCUUUAUCAGUUAGCCCUUGAAACUACAGGCCUGAAGGACUUUGUUUUCUAUGGCAGCGAUGGAAAAGGCACAAGAGUUGGUUUCUUCAAUGCAAACAGAGAAGGGAUAGUCUCAGUCACUGGAUAUGUAGCCAUAUAUGUGGCAGGUGUGCAGGUUGGAAUAUAUGUUCUAAAGAAACGUGCAGUUCUCAAAGACUGGAUAUCUGCUUUGUGGAACCUUAUGAUAAUAGUGUUGUUGCUUUUUGCCAUUUUUCACUUAUUUCAGAUAUACAUUGAACCUGUUUCUCGCAGGUUAGCAAAUGUAACUUUUUUUAUUUGGAUUAUUGCACAGUGUCUCUCAUUCCUCUGUUUGAUAUUUGUAUGUGAUUUGAUUAUGGUGCUUGCUAAAUAUUUAGUCCCCGGAAGCAGAAUUCCAGGCACAUGGGUAAUAUGUAAAUCAUCAUUUUCAACAAAAAAAGGCACUAAAUUAAAAGAAGGCAAAAAAGAAUCCAGUUUCUGCCUAAUUCAAGCAGUUAGUAGGAAUCAGUUGCUUUUCUUUUUGCUGUCAAAUAUCUUGACUGGUUUGGUAAAUAUGAUGGUGAACACUAUGACUACCACCAGCUUCUUAUCACUACUUGUACUUGUUCUGUAUAUGUUUUGCACCUGUUUAAUAGUAUAUUUUCUUCAUAUCAAUAGUGUUACUGUAAAAUGGUGGUGAGUACAGAUUCUCAGUGCUGUUGCUAAAGUGGAGGAACCAGACUAUAAAGACUGACUGUACAUUACUUAGUAGGCCUAACCCCAUAACCUAAAGAUUGUGAAGGUGAUAAAUGAUCUAGUAAAGGCAAAAAAAAAUGUUUCCAAAUUUCACGACUGAUCAAGUUAAAUCCUUCAUAAGCAAUGUAAUAAUAAAACAAAGCUGCCUUAAUAAAAUUUUUUGUGUAUUUAAUUUUCGGGAUGUAUUUAUGGGAUAAAAACAUGUGAUUUCCUCAGAUCCCCCAGUUGUACGGGAUGAAGUUGAAAAAGUACAAAAAAAUUUAAUUUACUUUAAAAUCUCUACUACAUGGGUAGCUUGCCAGUUGACGUGACUGUGGGUACCAAAUGUAGAAUUUUCACACAGUAGAGAGAGAGACUUUUGUCACACUGACAUAAUGUAUAGGGCAGAUAUAUCAAAAAUCAAGUUGGUGUUUUUUAUUGAUUUAUUUUCCCAGUUUAUUAAAAUAUUUGAGAUUUUUAGGCUAAUUGAAAAUAAAUGGAACAAGGUGAUUUUUUUUGCUGACAUGUUACUUUUCUUCUGCAACAAAAUGCAAACAGUUAUUUAGCUGAAUUUUACGUGAUUUUUUUCUUUUUUAAACACCUUGUGUCACAUAUUAGGCACAUACUAGCGAUGUGCAAGCUAGCCCAA
This is a messenger RNA of Xenopus tropicalis (tropical clawed frog), 2541 nucleotides long. RefSeq names its product phosphatidylinositol glycan anchor biosynthesis class W (gene pigw). Lineage: Eukaryota; Metazoa; Chordata; Amphibia; Anura; Pipidae. The coding region runs from base 349 to 1857 and encodes 502 amino acids. Gene Ontology annotation, biological process: GPI anchor biosynthetic process; GPI anchor metabolic process. The transcript has 2 exons. The record is from RefSeq and is a predicted model, not a curated record. Gene Ontology annotation, cellular component: membrane; endoplasmic reticulum membrane. Gene Ontology annotation, molecular function: acyltransferase activity.